GAUCAACUAGGCGGGAAGUCAACAUUUAGGUUCUUCCAGUUGAUCAGAGGGAGCUAUUGGCUGCAAGUCGUGGGCGUGGCUUGCAACGACGUUGGUUUUCGUCACUAUCGGGGAGGGGCUGAAAGGGAGACCUGCGGUGGGAUGCUGCACUGGCCCAACCUCAGAGUUGUCAAGAGGUAGCAAGAUGGUCGUGAGGCACAUUAGGACACGGAAGCAGUUCCAUACACUGCUGCGGGAAGAGGAGGAGACCCUGAUCGUCGUAUUCUUCGCCGCGCGAUGGUGUAACAAUUGCUCCAACAUCAAGCCCUUCUUCCGCACGAGGUCUGAGCAGUACCGGGAUGUCAUUUUCGCGGAGGUGGAUGUGGAUGAGUCGGAAGACCUGGCCCGAGCUGCUGGUAUCAGCUGCAUGCCCACAUUCCAGUUCUACAGCUGUCAGGAAAAGGUUGCAGAGUUCUCCGGGACCAGGAGAGACAAGUUAGAUCACUUGAUAAUGCGACUGAAGUAAUUCUCACGAGUUACAAGCAAAAAAAAAAUUAAAUACACCUGUCCUCUGAA
This is a messenger RNA of Rhincodon typus (whale shark), 555 nucleotides long. Its product is annotated as thioredoxin-like. The transcript has a single exon. NCBI's taxonomy places the organism in Eukaryota, Metazoa, Chordata, Chondrichthyes, Orectolobiformes, Rhincodontidae. The record is from RefSeq and is a predicted model, not a curated record. The coding region runs from base 185 to 505 and encodes 106 amino acids.